Molecule: messenger RNA, 3559 nt
Organism: Planococcus citri (citrus mealybug)
Lineage: Eukaryota; Metazoa; Arthropoda; Insecta; Hemiptera; Pseudococcidae
Product: glycoprotein-N-acetylgalactosamine 3-beta-galactosyltransferase 1-like
Exons: 9
Coding region: 368-1519 (383 amino acids)
Cellular component (GO): membrane
Molecular function (GO): N-acetylgalactosaminide beta-1,3-galactosyltransferase activity
Source: RefSeq, a predicted model, not a curated record
UUGGUAAGAUUAAGUGCGCGAUGGAAAUUAAAAGUAUUAAUUCAGUUCUGCACAGGACGUAGAUGUUGGUGAAUUAAUUAGGAUUAGUUCGCUAUCGCAAAAUUCUUGUUCAACAUGAAGUAACGAAGUAAAUUAAAUAUGUGCAAUUUGUGCAAUUAAAAUUAAUUCGUUACAAAAUUCUCGUUGAUUUUAAAAUGCAAAUAGUAAAAUUGGAAGUAUUUGGAACGCUCUGAAUCAAUAUCUAGUUAUCUUUAGUGAUAAUUUUUACGGCUUGUUAAUAUUCUCGAUCGUAGAAAACCGAUUCGCAUGUAGUAUGUUUCUUGUAUACCUACCUGGAAUAUUUUUCGUAUAAUUCAAAAAUUGUAAAAUGGUUUUUGGUUUAGGUCACCUAAAGUCACUGGGUGUAAACCCAGCUCCGUCGGUUGGACGUUCCUUUCUGGUCUCCUUAUGCAUGGGAAUAGUAUUUGGUUUUACGUUUGCCUACGUACUGUUUCAUCUUACCGAUUAUCAUCUCAGAGGAAUAAGUUUGAUUCCCGAAUGGAGAAGCGAACCAAGUUCGCAGUCGCAUUUGGAUCGUCAUAGCCAUAAUGACAAGCUACAUCAUCAUGAAUCUUUAACGUUUGCUUUAAAAAAUCACGACGAUUCCCAGCAUUUGGAAGACGAAGCGUCGGUGGCGAAUAUGUUGAAGGAAAAAGUACGCGUUUUGUGUUGGGUCUUAACAAAUCCCGAUAAUCACAAAAAAAAGGCAAUUCAUGUAAAAGCCACUUGGGGAAAACGGUGUAAUACUUUGCUUUUUAUGAGCAGCGCUUUAGACGAAGAACUUCCUACUAUUGCUUUGCCGGUUGGUGAAGGUAGACACAAUUUAUGGGGAAAAACGAAGGAAGCUUUUAAACACAUAUACCAACAUUAUAGUGGUAGUUAUGAUUGGGUUAUCAAAGCAGACGACGAUACUUUUGUUAUCUUGGAAAAUUUACGAUAUUUAUUGAAGGAUUACGAUCCAGAUAAACCCAUGUAUUUAGGAUGUAAAUUUAAACCGUACGUUAAACAAGGCUAUAUGAGCGGAGGAGCUGGAUAUGUGUUAAGUCGAGAAGCGGUGCGAAGAUUUGUGGUUAAUGCACUGAAUGAAUCGGGUUGUCGGCAAGAUAAUGGAGGGGCAGAAGAUGUUGAAAUGGGAAAUUGCUUGGAAAUGGCUGGAGUUGAAGCGGGAGAUUCUCGAGAUCAUCUUGGCCGAGGCCGUUUUUUCCCGUUCGUUCCGCAACAUCAUUUGAUUCCUGGCCAUACCGACAAAAGUUUCUGGUACUGGCAAUAUAUUUAUUAUCCAGCGGAGGAGGGUAUGAACUGUUGUUCUGAUACUGCCAUUUCGUUCCAUUACGUACCUCCUUCUGAAAUGUAUGUUUACGAAUACUUCCUGUAUCACCUGCGACCAUACGGUAUAUCGCAUAAUAGUGGUACUAAUUAUCUCAUUUCAAAUACACCUAGAAAAAAAACUAAUAGAAGUGUUGCUGUAACGAAGUCGUGAAUUGCUGAGAUAGCUGCAGUACUGACUCCAAAUUUCUAGUUGCCAAAAAUUCAUCAGUAAUGGUUACCAUUUUUAGUCAUUAUAUCGUAAAAAUUGGCUACGUAAUUAAUGUAUGUAAAUGAUGGGUACUUUUAAAGUUUGUUGCAUAUCUAUGGGUUACAUUAGGCGUUUUUUGUCGGAUAUCAAUCUAUCGGAAUUUUGAGCGGAAUUGUUUUUAAAAAAUCUGUUUCGUUCGUGGUUCUAGCCAUCAUUUUUUGGCAUGUUUGGACAGAUUUGUAUCGCAAAGCGAUGGUUUUUUUGAAUUGUUUGCGUUAAACACAUACCUAGUUUAAAUGAGUAGGUGAUAUUCUUAAUGAGUAAUUCGUUAAUAUUGUCGUUACUAAUCAUUAUUGUUUUCUUGGAAUAACCAGGAAGUACCAUUACGAUUGAUUGAUGUGAAAUGUGUUUAUGGUAAAAUAUGUACUUCAUUUAUCGUUUAUAUGUAGGGUUUAUAACAUUUGAAACGUACUUGAAUCGAAUACUUUCAUAUAUUUUUGAAACUUUCUUUUUUUUAAAUUAUUGUUAAGUCGAAUUCUCUAGUGAACUGACUGAAAGUAUAUGUAUGUGUUGACUGUAGUGUGUAUAUGAGUAGAUUGCGUACGAAAGUAGAUCGAAAGAAAAAUUAUGAUCAACAUAAUUUAAUCAUUUUCGAAUGUUGAAAAUAUUUUUAUAGUAAUUUAUUUCUAUGUUGUAAGUUUUUACAUUCCAGUAAUGCGUUCUCUCUAAGUGCAUUUGAUUAAUUUUUAAACCUUGUUUAUUCCCAAAGGUAAAUAUUUCUAAAUGAGAAAUUGCGCCAAAAAUUAUGUCUACUUACCUACUAAAAAAACUAUCAUGAUUUUCAAUUUUUUCCUUCAGUGGGUAAUACAUGUUUUAUAUUUUAUAUAUCUUUGUUAUUAAUUCAUUCAAUGUUUGUUGUUCGAUAAUUUUAUAAUAUGACUUGUCUUUUUUGAUUAAUUGUGAAAUUUUGACUAAUGUAAUUAAUUUUUAUAGAUAUUUUUUUAUUGAUCUUAUGAAUCAGCUCACCAACGCUCUUAAUUUAUAUUAUCUACUCUUUAAUCGAUUGUGAAAGUAAUCCGGUGUCAUUAUGAAAAUCCUUCUUUAUGAUUUCUUCAAUUAUCUAUUUCUGUUGAUUUUUUUGUUUUUUUCCAAAAUUUUGUUAUUUAUUCGUAUGAUAAAUCUAUUGCGAAUCUCGCGAUGUUAUUAUAUUUUUCAUGCGUGAAAAUGUCUAAAAAAUAUCAACUUUCAUUAAAUGUAGUUAUCAAAAUUACGCAAAUGCCUAUGUCUAAUAAACUAUUACAUAUUUAUUUAUAUUACUAAAUUGCCAUUAAAAUGGCGAAAUAACUUUCCGGUGGUUGAUUUUGACGACAUUAUUAGACUGAAAUGAUGAAUAUAUGGAUCUCAGACGUGGUUUUAAAAAAAUAACUGAAAAGAAAUGAUCGUAAAAUUUGAGUUUAUCUCUUUGCGAUGAAACGUUACUCUGAAAUAUGUGAUUUAUACGAAAUGAUAAGAGUUCUUUACGCCCUGCACAUUGAGGUAAAAUGUCUUGAAAAGUGUUGAGUGUGAGAUUUUUAUCUCUUUUGAACUUUCAUUUUUUGACCAGAGUUGUUUUUAUUAAAAAUAUUCUCUUUAUUUUAUAUUUAUUAUAGUUUGCCGGUUUUCUGUGACGACGUUAAAAUUUAUCUACUUAUUGUCUUUUUGUGAAUUUUUUCAUUGCAAGCAUGAAACCCAUUAUGUUCAUUCAACUUUUAGCCGUCAAAAUACGUAAACUCGAGUCUUGUGUGAAAAUUUUUCUAUUUAUGAUUAAGUAUCUGUCUUUUAUCAGUUCGAAGAGCGAAUAAUUUGCAUGUUUCUUCCCACUACAUUUUCAUAUCAAAAUAAAUUUUUUAUAUCGGAAUAAUUCUAGUAUACUUAAUAUUUUAAUUUUCAACUAGUCAAAUAUCAAAUUCUUUAAUGUAAUAAUUAUAUUUUUUUAUUCGCAGAAGGAAUAUAUUUUAUUUGCGA